AUGACUGGUAGUAAUUCUAGUAGUGGUGGUCUUUUAGUGCAAACACAGUUUUGGGAUUAUUAUCCUGCUGUGGGUGAUGACAACUUAUUUACAGUACAUGGACUUUGGCCGGACUUUUGUAAUGGAAACUACGAAGUUAGUUGUUGUAACGACCUUAAUAUAACAAAAGACUAUGAUUUUGAAAGCUUAUUUACAAAGUUCGACGAUUAUGAUUCAUACCAGUUUAUGAAACGAAACUGGUUGAACCUUAAGAAUAAUGGUCCAGAUUUAUGGGUAAAUGAAUGGAAUAAACAUGGUACUUGUGUUCGUACAAUGAGACCAAAAUGCUAUGAUAAAAAUGACAUGAAGGGUCGAAACUUAUAUGAAUAUUUUACUAAGACUCUUGAAUUAUUUUACCAACUCCCCACUUACCAGUGGAUGGUUGAAGCGGGUAUUUACCCUGACGCAAAGAAUAAAUACAAAUUAUCAGAGGUUGAAGAAGCCUUAACAAAGGGUUAUGGCAAGAAACCACAUAUCAGUUGUAACAGGCAUGGUGCAAUCAAGGAAGUGUACUACUUUCACAUCGUUAAGGGCAGUGUAAGAGAUGGUGAAUUUGAACGUACGGAUGCUAUUAUCUACAAGCCACCCAAAUAUGAAUGCCCAGAUAAAGUAAAAUGGUAUCCAAAAGGCUGGACACCCAACGAUAUUUAA
This is a messenger RNA of Lizanozyma spartinae, 690 nucleotides long. RefSeq names its product ribonuclease T2-like. The record is from RefSeq and is a predicted model, not a curated record. Gene Ontology annotation, cellular component: extracellular region. The coding region runs from base 1 to 690 and encodes 229 amino acids. Gene Ontology annotation, biological process: RNA catabolic process. Lineage: Eukaryota; Fungi; Ascomycota; Pichiomycetes; Serinales; Debaryomycetaceae. The transcript has 3 exons. Gene Ontology annotation, molecular function: RNA binding; ribonuclease T2 activity.